AAGUGAUCUGUCAGAUUAUUUUUACAAUAACUAUUUGUAUAUUUUGUUGACAGAUGAAGAUAUGAAUAAUGAAAAUUUAUACAGCGGACUGCCUCGACCCUCCAAAAUGCACCAUAUGACGUCAGAUUUUAUGACGUCAUGGACUUCACCUAACAGUCACAUUCUACCACUACGUCGAUUCCUGGAGUCCUGUGUAGGGCAGGAUCUGCGAUAUAAUUACGACGAUGAGUGUUUUCAACUGACUAUGACGUACAAGAAUCCACCAAUCGGGUGUAAACAAUCCUAUGCGAAUGGUUUGAGGAUGUUGAAAUCAGCAUAUUAGAUUUUAGUGAUUUGCACAAACGUUUUUUUUUCAAAUUGUAGAUUUUAGAACAAGACAUUUGUUUAUUUUAGCAAAAGAACAUAUAGUUGGAAAUCUGGCGGGCUUAUAUUAAAUAUUUAUGUGAAAUAUAUAUAAUAGUCUACAUAAUCAUUUUAUUGAUUCAAUCUGAAAUCAACAAAAACAUAACAAUCUUAUUGCAAAUUCGCAGAUUUAUAUUGAUGUUCAUGCUUAGAUGUAGCUAUAACCAUUCAUCGAUAUUCUGUUUCAUAGUUUGUGUUAUUGCUAAUUAGAAAUACUUCAGUUGGGUAUAAGCAAUUUAUCUAAAUAGACAACUCUGUUUUGGUAGAAAACUAUAAUAACGGUAUUUUCUCAAAUAUACU
This is a messenger RNA of Saccoglossus kowalevskii, 702 nucleotides long. Its product is annotated as FAD-dependent oxidoreductase domain-containing protein 2-like. Gene Ontology annotation, molecular function: monooxygenase activity; flavin adenine dinucleotide binding. Gene Ontology annotation, biological process: ERAD pathway. NCBI's taxonomy places the organism in Eukaryota, Metazoa, Hemichordata, Enteropneusta, Harrimaniidae. Gene Ontology annotation, cellular component: endoplasmic reticulum lumen. The record is from RefSeq and is a predicted model, not a curated record.